Messenger RNA from Venturia canescens, 1478 nucleotides. RefSeq lists its product as uncharacterized. The record is from RefSeq and is a predicted model, not a curated record. NCBI's taxonomy places the organism in Eukaryota, Metazoa, Arthropoda, Insecta, Hymenoptera, Ichneumonidae. The transcript has 3 exons. Bases 72 to 650 code for a protein of 192 amino acids.
CUUUCAUCCUUGAAAGAGCAUCGGAAGCCAUCGAAAGGCGCACCUUUGAAGUGAUCCAGAAAGUUCUGAGUAUGCCUUCAUUAAACUCCCUGGAAUCACUCCCCUUCCCAAACUUCGAAGGCCGAACAUUCGAGCAAUUCAUUUCCUACCUCGAUAGAAACGUUCAACACGAUUUCGAAACGUUCCCACCGGAAGACGAACAACGACGUACCCAACAGACCAAAUGCCGAGACGAUUUCGCACAGUUUAAGAAAAAACUCAGAACAGCCGCUCACUUCGCUUACUGGACUGGAGUCAUGGAGAUUAGAUCACUGUUGCAUGAAGAAAGUCGACGCCUGGAGCGUUUGAGCACUUUGAAAGUUGAGGCAAAAACGUGCCACGGAGAAAAAUGUGACGAGAUCGCAUUGGAUUCGUUCUAUUUGAAAGGAAUUUUCUUCGGCUACGCUGAUAAGGCUGAAGACAUUUACGCGAGUAUCGCCAACGGAACGGCUAUUGAAAACAUGUUCCGUGAGGUUUACGAUGCUGACUUAUUGGAUAGUGAAUCCAAUAUGAUCGAGAAGCUUAGACAUUGCAUACUCGGUGACCGUCAAGGCAAUUUUAACGAGUGGAUUCCCACUCGCCACCAUUCAGUGAAGGGUGAACGGCAGUAAAAUUCAUCUAAAAAAAAGACCGUUAUUCGUUAUUCGGAUCCACAAAUAUAGCUCAUCGGAGUGCUGCGCAAACUGCCUCGUACACGGAGAGGAAAAAUAGUAAGAAUUACUAUGCCGCCAUAGUGUCAGGGUUCUAUAUCACCCAUUUUGUCAUUUUGGAGGUUUUUACCAAAAACUUAGUAAUUUUCGUGUCGUUUCCAAAUGAAAGUUUCUCAAUGCUUAUUUUACAGUUGAGCACAAUAAAAUGCCAAGAGCUCAAAUCCAAGUAUCGCCGAUCCACCGAAAUGUUUGAAAAUUUACUAUGGUACAUAGCAGAAUUUCAUUCGCCUUUGAAUAUUCACAUGGAGAGAAAAAAAUUGUAAAAAUUACUACGACACCAUAGUGUUAGGCUUUUAUGUCGUCAAUUUUGGAGGUUUUUGCCAAAAACGUUGUAAUUUCCAAGUGAAUUCCGAAUAAAAACUAUCAUAUUGCGUAUUUUGCUCUGACAAAGGUUUAAACGGUGAUGAACUGUAAAGUAGAAUUAUUAAUGCUACGAUUAGUAUUGUUUUCACAACCGAAAUUUGAGGAGGUCGAACACAAGCAUCGAUGAUCCGUCAAAGUGUUUAGAAAUUUACUAUGGUAAAAAGCAACAUUUCAUUCACGCUGUUUAGAAAUUUAUUAGCAAAAUAUAUUGAGAUUCUUUUUGACUUGCCCUCUGGAGAGAAACCAUCGUUAACCUCCUUUACGCCCAAUAACGACGAGUAUUAUGUCGAGAGUAUACAAAAAAAAAAAAAUCGAAGGACAAAGAAUUUUAAAAUUUCAUUGAAAUGAUUCACAAAAAGUUCGAAG